Pseudocercospora fijiensis CIRAD86 is the source of this 993-nucleotide messenger RNA. RefSeq lists its product as uncharacterized. NCBI's taxonomy places the organism in Eukaryota, Fungi, Ascomycota, Dothideomycetes, Mycosphaerellales, Mycosphaerellaceae. The coding region runs from base 1 to 993 and encodes 330 amino acids. The record is from RefSeq and is a predicted model, not a curated record. Gene Ontology annotation, cellular component: cytoplasm. The transcript has a single exon.
AUGCCUCUCACCGUCGCAGGAAAGCCAGUUGGCGCCAUCGGCUAUGGAUGCAUACCAUUAACAAAUUACUCCACCCCGAUCCCAAAAGAACAAGGUUUCGCAGUCCUUAAGGAAGCACUCAAGCAUGGUGCCAACUUCUGGAAUGGAGGCUGGAACUAUGGCACACCGGAUUGGAACAGCUUACACUUCUUCAAGGAGUACUUCGAAAAAUAUCCAGAGGAUGCUGACAAAGUCGUCAUUUCCAUCAAAGCCUGCUUCGAUAUGCAAUCAAAUUCUGCGAAUGCCGACCGAAAAGGCGUCCACCAGGCCAUCGAUAAAUGCUUGGAAGUAGCGGAUGGCAAGUUCAAGAUCGAUGUUUUUCAAGCCGCUCGUCUGGACCCCAAUGUGCCAGUCGAAGAGACGGUCGGAGCUAUCGCUGAAUACGUCAAAGCUGGCAAGAUUGGAGGCAUCGGCUUGACUGAAUGCAGUCCGGCUAGCAUCCGGAAAGCCGCCGCUGUGCAUACAAUUUCUGCCGUCGAAAUGGAAAUCUCUUUGUUUGAAACCAGCAUAUUUACAGAUGGUGUUGCGGAAGCUUGCAAGGAAUUCAACAUCCCUAUCGUUGCAUACUGCCCACUCGGACGAGGCUUUCUUACCGGACAGAUACGGAAACUGGAUGAUCUUCCUGAGAAGGACCGCCGAAGAAUGAUGCCUCGAUUUCUACCUGAGAACAUCGAUGCAAAUUUGAAGAUUGUGGAGGAAGUGGAGCACAUUGCUAAGAAGAAAGGCUGCACACCAGGGCAGAUCGCGAUGGCUUGGGUCAUUCGACAAACAGCAUCGAUCGGUGCGACAGCAAUCCCCAUUCCAGGAACAAGCAAUCCGGCAAGGAUCGAGGAGAAUGUGAAAGUGGUAGCGCUCACUCCAGAUGAGAUGAAUGAAAUCAACGAGGUCCUUAGCAAAGCAGAGGUCAAAGGUGCACGCUAUCCAGCGCAAUUUGAGAAAUGGUUGAAAGUAUAG